GCGGAGGGUUGGUCGUCUCCAGACGUCACUCGCGUCUCUCCGUGGAAGGGCGAGACGGAGGGGGGCGUGGCUAGGGUUGCGUUCCUGCCGGUUGAGGGGAGGGGGGCUGUGAGGCGCUGCUCCUGUCAGACCCACUUCUUUCCUCAGAGGGGCCCCCCUUGCCCGACAACAGAACACGCAUGCGCGCUGUGAGAGAACCGGCAAGUGGUCUUCCGCCGCCAUGGAGCCCGGGCGGGAGGAGAGGAGAACACUCCUGUGAGGACAAAGUGUGCAGCAUGAUGGAUUCAGAAGACCUUGUCCUUCAGAAGCCAAAGACAGACCAGAUUGGUCACCGGGUUGUAAAUGUGAGCUCAGGCAAACAUUACUUCUGUGGUUACUGUGCGGCCAUCACAAACGUCGGAGUCACUUUCCCCAUCCAGAAGGUCCUCUUUCGUCAGCAGCUAUACGGCGUGCGAACCAGAGAUGCAAUACGUCAGCUGCAGAAGGACGGUCUCAGGAACCUGUACCGUGGAGUCCUUCCUCCGCUGAUGCAGAAGAGCACCACCCUGGCGUUAAUGUUCGGUCUGUAUGAAGACCUCUCCUCCCUUCUUCUCAGUCGUGUGAGUGCCCCCGAGCUUUUGACCCGGAGCGUGGCAGCAGUGCUUGCUGGAACAACAGAAGCUGUUCUGACCCCCUUUGAGCGCGUCCAGGUGCUUCUUCAGGACCACAAACACCACGAUAAAUUUACAAACACUUUCCAAGCCUUCAGGGUUCUCCGAGAACAUGGAAUCAGGGAAUAUUAUCGAGGGUUGGUGCCGAUUCUGCUCCGGAAUGGUCCCAGUAACGCGCUUUUCUUUGGCCUUAGAGGACCUAUCAAGCAGUGUUUGCCUGAAGCAACCACGUACAGGACUCAUUUGAUCAACGACUUUAUCUGCGGAGGCCUCUUGGGGGCUAUGCUGGGAUUCCUCUUUUUCCCACUGAACGUUGUGAAGGCCCGCAUGCAGUCGCAGAUUGGCGGGGAGUUUCAGCCAUUCUCCAAGGUCUUCAUGACGAUUUGGAUGGAACGCGACCGGAAAGUGACGCAGCUCUUCCGGGGAGCCCACCUCAAUUAUCACCGGUCCCUGAUCUCCUGGGGCAUUAUCAAUGCAACCUACGAGUUCUUGCUCAAGUUACUAUGAAAAAUGGUACUGUCUUGCAAAGUUCCUUUUUUUUUUUCUCACUUGGGCAAUCAGCCAGCACUGAGUUGUCCGUUUCCAGGGAGCAAAACUAAUCAUAAAACAAACUUGCAGUAAACAGCAGUGAGCUCUGGAACAUUUGGGGAAAUAAUAGUAGGUAAGGCUGUCUGUCAGUUGUUUGGUUCAGUGCCUACGUAGUGUUAAAAUGUGAUUGCAUUUCAUCUUAUUAAUGGCCUAUAAGACUAUGGGUGUGAGUGGCAGUGGGCUGGCUGAAUAGUUUUUCUUUUGUGUGUGAGAAUGUGGCUAGCAGGAGGAUUCACCUCUCGUUUAUUUUUUUGUGUGUUGGCCCACAGCCAGCUUGCUCCAGAUCACCUUCAGCGUCUCGCAACACUCCUGGUGAUCCAAAGAAUGCACUUUGAAGAAAUGUUAAUGGGACAGAAGAUUUUAUAAAAUGCUAUUUAAUUCCUGUUUUGUAACACAUGGCGGCAUGUGGACUUCCAACUUGCGUGAUGCUUUCUCCCCCUCUCCACUUUUUGUUACUCUUUGAAAAACGACAGCCAAAAUUGGAAAGGAAAUCUAAAUCUUAAGAGUUCUACAAAAAGUUGUCAAAAUUGCUUUUGCUACGCAGUUGUGACGAAUGCCGUUUUGUCAAGACUGACUAUUUUAAUUUCAGAGGCCAAGUUCACCAUAACUCCAGUGGCAGGUGUAACUGUUCAUAAACUGGGUGGUGAAUGACUGCUGAAGAAAAAUUGAGAGCAGCUUUAUUAUUUGAAGAGCUUUACAGUCGCCUUCCUGCUAUAUGCUUCCUGCUACACCUAACUUCGUCAGUGUAGAUUUUUGUUUUGUCCUGUACACUGCUUACUGGUUGCAAGUGGUAUGCUUUUUCAUAAUCUUUUGCUUUGGGUGCAAAAUCACAAACGAUAGCAUCAGAAUCAAACAAAAGCAUUUUAAAAUCCCGUUGAUUUGAAUGGGAUGCAAAAGCUUUUAACUUCUGGAGAUUGAGCUCUGUGUUAAUAUUGCCACCCCCUAAAAUUCUGACUUAGCUAAUGAAUUUUCAUAUCUGAACAACUUUUGGAUCUUCUAGUUGAACAGGCAUUUAGCAAAUGUCAGUGGAGAAAACAUAUCAAGGUGUGAACAUCUGCCUUUUUAUGGGGAAUAUUGUUGGGGUAGAUUAGAGUUGCUUCCUGCAGUGCUCAGGUAGAAGUGGACAGAAGGUCCUCCCCUAAUGUGAACUGCAGCCUACACAAGUAGCCCUGCUCACAGGUUCUGCCCAUCUGGGUUUUUUUUUUUUUUUUUUUUUGCAGUCUGUAGAUUAUGUUGCUGGGAGCCUUGCUUUGUGUCUAACCUGCACUCAAUGAGCAGUGUUUGAAAUGGCCUGCAGAAUAGGGGCAGAAGACCAUGCAUAUGUGUAAAAAGAAAAUACAACCUUGAAAGUAGCUCUCUCUUGCAUUAGUUGGAGCCAGGCCUUUUUUUUGUAGUAGGAACUCCUUUGCAUAUUAGGUUACACCCCCCCCCACCCAAUGUAGCCAAUCCUCCAAGAGCUUACAGGGCUCUUUUUACAGGGCCUAUUGUAAAUUCUUGGAGGAUUGGUUACAUUAAGGGGGGUGUAGCCUAAUAUGCCAAGGAGUUCCUGCUACAAAAAAAGCUCUGGAACUUGGAGCUGAUUUUUUUUUUCUGUGUUCAUUCAAUCAUGCUGACAAACGUUAUCUGUAUAAAUUCCAGAAUUCACAGGUGGGGAGAGGGUAUUAAACCUAAAGAAAUGCAAUGCAAAAAAGUCUCAAGUGUUGGGAAGGAAAGCAACGCCUCAAAUAACACUUGUCUUAUUGUGUGACUGGGGAUUUUUAUAUAGUUUUUUUUUUUACAAAUGUUAAUAAGCGUUAAUAUUUUUCCUAUUAGUGAUGUACAGGAAAGCUUUCCCAGACUGAACUGAUUGUCCUCUUAAGUGUUGAAUGUUUUCUUUAAUAAUAACUUCUCAGCAUCCAGACAGUACAAUUCUUUUUUUACCUCGCCUACCAUCCACAUGAUAAAUUGCCGUCAAGCAGCUGAUUAAUCCUGACCGAAUAUAUCCCAUUUCUUGACUCUUGUACUGAUCUUGCUUAGCCUCACAGCCAGAUUGCCAAGCACAAAAAGGAAGAAUGUUUGAUAUAUUGAAUGUUGUGAUUACGUGCAUUUAAGUAUGUCCUAUUGGAAGUUUAUUACUGGUAAAAUCAGAUUUUACCAGGGCAUUUUGUUUUGUAACUUUUCCUUGAUGGAAUAAAACAAAAGUAAAUCUUG
Molecule: messenger RNA, 3428 nt
Organism: Heteronotia binoei (common prickly gecko)
Lineage: Eukaryota; Metazoa; Chordata; Lepidosauria; Squamata; Gekkonidae
Gene: SLC25A51
Product: solute carrier family 25 member 51
Exons: 2
Coding region: 180-1157 (325 amino acids)
Source: RefSeq, a predicted model, not a curated record